GGGCGCUAAUGGCGGCGGGCGCGGCGGGCCGGAGGCUGGCCCUCUCGUAGGCCCUUAACAAGCCUGCGUUCCUGUCCGGCCACCGCCCCGUUGGCCUUGGACCGGUCACUGCCCUUUCUGAGCAUCACUGUGCUCGUCUUCAAGUGGGCCCGACAGUGCCCGCCUGAGAGGUCUGGCCCUACUGGGCCUGCCUCAUGCUGCGUGAACGCGCGCUUCUUUGCUGCCCUCCGUUAGAUCCCGGGGCUCGGGAUUCCUACCGGUUACUGGCAGGACCCGGUGGUGUAGCCGGGCUGAUUGCUCCCACACCUGAAUUCACGUUGCGGCCCUGACACUCACGGCAGGUGUGACCUUGGCAGGAUGGAGCCUGGUGAAGAAAUGGAGGAGGAAGACUCUCCGGGCGGCCGUGAGGAUGGCUUCACUGCCGAGCACCUGGCCGCAGAGGCCAUGGCAGCCGACAUGGACCCCUGGCUGGUGUUUGAUGCCCGCACCACACCUGCCGCUGAGCUGGAUGCCUGGCUGGCCAAGUACCCACCAUCCCAAGUUACUCGCUAUGGGGACCCUGGCUCACCCAACUCCGAGCCUGUGGGCUGGAUUGCAGCAUAUGGGCAGGGCUAUGUCCCCAACUCGGGCGAUGUGCAGGGCCUGCAGGCAGCCUGGGAGGUUCUGCAGACCAGCGGGCGGCCCGUCACACCGAGCACCCUGCGCCAGCUGGCCAUCACCCAUCACGUGCUCUCUGGCAAGUGGCUGAUCCACCUGGCACCUGGCUUCAAGCUGGACCAUGCCUGGGCUGGCAUUGCUCGGGCUGUGGUCGAGGGCCGGCUUCAGGUGGCCAAGGUGAGCCCCCGGGCCAGGGAGCGUGGGCGCCAGGUCAUCUGUGUUUACACGGAUGACUUCACGGACCGCUUGGGUGUACUGGAGGCGGAUGCGGCCAUCCGCGCAGCGGGCAUUAAGUGCCUGCUCACCUACAAGCCUGACGUCUACACCUACCUGGGCAUCUAUCGGGCCAACCGUUGGCACCUGUGCCCCACUCUCUAUGAGAGUCGUUUCCAGCUGGGGGGCGGUGCCCGUGGCUCCCGUGUGCUGGACCGCGCCAACAAUGUGGAACUGACCUAGUGUGGCCGAGUGGGGACGACCCCCUUCUGCCCCCUCCCACGCUCGGGAUGGAUCCUGCCGUCUUCCUCCUCUGUGUCCCAAAGAGUCUGAGCCCCCCAGCUCUGAGGACUAGGUCGACCGGGAACUGCCUGCAUCUUCGAUCCCUUUGAACACUUGCCCUCUGUUCGGGGCUGAUUCGAGUCCCCACCAGCUGGAGGCUCUGGCUCCCUGAGGGCCAGACCCUCAGCCUCUCUUUUCACUGCUGCCCGCCUCUGUCAUACAGAACUGCAGGCUGGGUACAGAUUUCCAGGAGGAGAGCCUUCCUUGCCCACCGUCGUGUCCAGCUGUACCUCCGUCUCCUCCUGCGUUCUGUCCUCCUCCUCCCUCACAAGAGAGAAAAAUUAGCGCUCCGGUCCCUCUUGGAGCCUUUGCAGUCCAGGGGGCAAAGGCCCUGCAGGCCUAAGCAUGCUAUUUUGUUGGGGGGGAGAGGGUGAUUGUAUCCACUCAGCCCUUUGCAGAGAGAGGGGAUGCCAGGGCCAUGGACAUGGGGCCGGCCCCUCCCUGCCAUCUCCCGCAGCCUGCACCACCUUCCUUUCUUCCUUCGCUACCUUGACAUGUGCCUGCUCCUGGCAUUUCAAUAAAACCCAGUUUGGGUCUGUGUCUUGAGUGUUUUUUAA
Messenger RNA from Leopardus geoffroyi (Geoffroy's cat), 1769 nucleotides. It is a transcript of the gene CD1H11orf68, whose product is annotated as chromosome D1 C11orf68 homolog. Bases 358 to 1113 code for a protein of 251 amino acids. The record is from RefSeq and is a predicted model, not a curated record. NCBI's taxonomy places the organism in Eukaryota, Metazoa, Chordata, Mammalia, Carnivora, Felidae. The transcript is spliced from 2 exons.